Solanum pennellii is the source of this 1748-nucleotide messenger RNA. Its product is annotated as protein NUCLEAR FUSION DEFECTIVE 4. The record is from RefSeq and is a predicted model, not a curated record. Gene Ontology annotation, cellular component: membrane. The transcript has 2 exons. Bases 104 to 1651 code for a protein of 515 amino acids. Lineage: Eukaryota; Viridiplantae; Streptophyta; Magnoliopsida; Solanales; Solanaceae.
UCUAUAAAACUACACACAUUCUUCUUCUUUUGUUAUUUAUUAUUACUCAUCAAACUUUAAACAUCUCUAGUUUUUUUUUCCCCAAUUUAAAAAAAGAACUGAAAUGUCUAAACAAUGGAUGAGCUUAGUUGGAGCAUUAUGGUUACAAUCAAUGGCUGGAACAAACACAAAUUUUCCAGCUUAUUCUUCGCAAAUUAAAAAACUAUUAUCGAUUUCUCAAAUUCAACUCAACAACUUAGCAUUCGCUUCGGAUGCUGGAAAAUUACUUGGUUGGUUUGCUGGAAUUGCAGCUAAUUAUUUACCUCUUUGGUUAGUUCUGUUAAUUGGUUCAAUACUUGGAUUGAUUGGUUAUGGAGUACAAUAUCUUUUCCUCACAAAUCAUAUAAAUUCAUUAUCGUAUUGGCAUGUAUUUUCACUCACUUUUUUAGCUGGAAACAGUAUUUGUUGGAUCAAUACUGUAUCGUAUAUCGUAUCGAUUCAGAAUUUCCCUUUAGAUAGACAAAUUGCAGUUGGAAUAUCAACUAGUUAUAUGAGUUUAAGCGCUAAGAUUGUUACUGAUAUAGUUGAUGUUGUUAACGUUUACGCCCCGAGUAAAAGGGCUGAAACUUAUCUAUUGAUGAACUCUGUUUUACCCCUGUUUUUCGCCAUUGUUGUUGCUCCGGUGAUUCGGGAGAUGAAAAUUGAUAAAUCGAGAAAGUUAUCAGAUGGAUUCCGAGUUAUGUUUGUUAUUACUAUUGCAACGGGGAUAUAUGCUGUGUUCACUAGCGUAAAACCUGCAAUUUCGAAGCUAUUGCCAAGUUUAUUGAGUUUAAUUGGAAUGGUGAUUUUUUUGUUGUUACCAAUCGUCGUCCCGUUGGUUGAGAAUAUGAAAGAACAUUGGCAUGGAAAAUGUUGGCUAAGAAGAGAUCCAAGGAUUUGUGAUUUGAGUAAAUUGGAGGAAGAUGUUAAAACACGAGAAGAGGUGAUUAAAGAGGAUAGUGAUGUUGGAUUUGAAGUAAUGGAGGAAAUUGGAGCUAAGAGAAUGUUGAUGAAAUUGGAUUUUUGGUUAUAUUUUUGUGCUUAUUUGUUUGGUGGAACAUUGGGUUUGGUUUAUUUGAAUAAUUUGGGACAAAUUGCUGAUACUCGUGGAUUUACUGAAACUUCUUCAUUGGUUUCACUAUCAUCUUCAUUUGGCUUCUUUGGUCGUCUUCUUCCUUCACUCUUCGACUAUCUUUUCUCCAGGAGUAAAUAUGCAAUAUCAAGACCAGCUACGAUAGGUUUAACACUAGCACCAAUGACAGGAGCUUUCUUUUUACUACUCAACAAUAGUCACAUUUCACUUUAUAUUAGCACAGCUAUAAUUGGAAUUUGCACUGGAGCAAUUACUUCAAUUUCAGUUUCACAAACCACUGAACUAUUUGGGACCAAAAAUUUUGGUGUUAAUCACAAUAUUGUGGUAGCAAAUAUACCAAUUGGUUCAUUUAUAUUUGGUGAUUUGGCAGCUAUGCUUUAUAGAAAAAAAGAAAAUUUCUUAGGUAGUUGUUUGGGAAUUAAAUGUUUUCAAACAACUUUUAUUAUAUGGGGUUGUCUUUGUUCACUAGGAACUUGUCUUGCUUUUAUUCUUCAUAGAAGAACACAAAAAUUUUAUACACAUUUACGUGGAGGAUAUUAAUACUAUAUUUAUGUAAUAGUAUUGUUUAGUGGUAAGAUGUAACGUUAAUGUAUAGUAUAUAUUAUUAUAUAAUGUAAAUAAAAGAUUUUGUAAACGA